Messenger RNA from Ectocarpus siliculosus, 2031 nucleotides. Lineage: Eukaryota; Phaeophyceae; Ectocarpales; Ectocarpaceae. The record is from the annotation of a GenBank genome assembly.
AUGUCGGCGGUGCCUUCCUUCGACACGACAUCUCUCGAAGACCUCGUGGCCUUGGCGCAAGCCCAGGGGCUGCACGUGGAGGUGGGCUCGAGCGUCUCCGCCGCCCAGUUCCUCGACGCCACGGACUGGAGCCCCGACGCCGCCAUCAACCUCUUCCUCGAAUCCGGGGGCGACGCUGCGGCGGUGGCAGCGGCCGCUGCGCCGCCCCCGCCGCAACGGGGGUUGGCUGCCGCAGCGGCGGCGGCGGCGGCGGCGGCGGCGGGAGGAGCUGGGUAUGGUGCGGCAGCAAGGAGCGGCGGCGCGCGGGGGUGGCCGAACGUUGGAGGGGCGGCGGCGGGCUACGGCGAUGGCCAGAGCGAUGACGACGACAACGAGGAGGGUGCCGACGACCGCGACGACGUAGGCGCGAACCCCUUCUCCGCUCUCGGCGAACUCCCGGGCCUCGUGAUCCCCCCGCCCCCCGCGGGAGCGGCGGCUGGGCGGCCGCCGCCGCCGCAGCAGCAGCAGGGGGGCGGCGGGGGCGGCGGAGGCGGGGCCGCCGGCGGCGGGGGCGGGAGCCCCGGAGAGCAGGACCACCUGUACCCCGGGGGUUUCAGCGAGGAUGGCGUUCGUGCCCCCAUCCCGGCGAGAACGGACCGUCUUAUCGGGGGCAGGGGGGUGCUCGGGGGGGUUGCGGGGGGGGGCGGGGGAGGCGGGGGCGCCGGUAUGAUGCUUGGGGGGAUGUUGGGUGGGGCGAUGGCCGGAGCUGGGCGCAGCAGCGUGGAGGAGAAGGACAACACGGACUGGAUAUUUAAGGCGCCGGAGGGUCUAUCGUUCCCGUCUGACUUCCUGGAGACGCGUCAGAUCUGCAAGGAGCAGAAGAAGUGGCUCAUGGUGAACAUUCAGGACCACCAAGAGUUUGCGAGUCAUCGCUUGAACAAGGACGUGUGGUCGAACGAGACCAUUCUCACGCUGCUGCGGGGCAACUUCAUCUUCUGGCAGCGGAACAAGGCUCUCAGACAGGCCAGGUAUUACGUCGACAAGUAUAACCUGGAAGGUCAGGUGCUGCCGCACACUGCUAUCCUCGACCCCCGCACGGGAGCCCAGCUCCUUAGGGUCGUGGGAUUCGUUGAGCCGGAGGACCUGAGCAUGGCCCUCGUGGAGUUCUUAGAGAACAACAGCAUCGACCAGGUCAAAGCGCCGGCGGUCAGGACGAUCGGUAUGGGUAACAUCGCACAUCAUGGGUACAACCAAACGCCUGGGAAGGACGGAGGAGGCGUGUCGGAGAGGACGAGCCCCGACAACAGUGUCGGCAUGUACAGCGGCGGCCGGGGGGGGAGGGGCGACGCCUCGCUCUCGAGAGACUCGGCGUACGAGUCUUUCGGCAGCGAGGAGUACGUGUACGAAGACGAUGACGACCUCGGUCAGGGGUCAAGCUUCGAUGGGGACGACAACAGCACCGCCAACUCCCACGCCUCUCCCGGGUACCACCCCCAGACCACGCCCAACGCCAAGCCGUCGCCCCCCGCCACCACCCGCUCCUCCUCCCCCUCGCCCCUCACCGUCGCGGGAUCGGGGCGAUCCACCCCGAGCCGGCCCUCGGCGGCGGCAACGGGAGGAGGGGGUGACGGCAAAUCAGCAAAGGCGGAGCUCCCCCCCCCCGGAGGGGCGGGUGCGAUUAGUGCGGCUGCUGGAGCCGGGUUGGUCGGGCCUUGGGGGCGAGGGACGCCGGAGGACGAGCUGCGGGCUGCGGGGGCGGGGGAGGGGGUCUUGGGCGAGUCUGUAGAGGUCCUGCAGGAGCCUGAUGCAGGGAACGGGGUGACCCAGGUGCAAUUCCGGCUGGCGGGAGGUGGUACCAUCGCGCGCCGCUUCUGGCUAAAGGACAGGGUGUCCUUGCUCUUCCAGUUCGUCAGGACGACGGGAGAGGAAGCGGCCACGAGGCCCUUCGACCUGCUCUCGGGCCACCCCCCGUCUUCCCUCCUCGGCAGCAAGGUCUCCACCCUGGAGGCCGCGAACCUCAGCAACUCCGCUAUCAUGGUCCGGUGGUUGUGA